Molecule: messenger RNA, 1962 nt
Organism: Theileria equi strain WA
Lineage: Eukaryota; Apicomplexa; Aconoidasida; Piroplasmida; Theileriidae
Exons: 1
Coding region: 1-1962 (653 amino acids)
Source: RefSeq, a predicted model, not a curated record
AUGACAAAAGAUCAGGGAGUAACAAUAGAGCUUUCAAGAAGCAAAGAAGCAGAUAAGGGAGAGAUAACUUAUAUAGAUGAUACCGGAAACCAGAAUAUUAAAGUCACAAGAAAGGAAGAGCCUAGUGGAUCUGGCUUCCUCAAGUAUAUUCAUCAAGCUUCUGGUGAUGGAGAAAAUUUUAUACUAAAGGAAGUACAAGAUGAUAAAAAGAAUAAUGUUAUUGAAGAUAGUAGUAUAGACCAGGUAACCUCAGUUUCCUCCUAUUACUGGAGGCAUGAGAAUGGUAAUGGCCAGACACCUAGUAAGGUACUCUUGGUAGGAGUUAGUACCAAUGAUAAAGGAACUAUCUAUUAUGCCAGGAAUGGUAGUGGCACUGAUUGGAUCGAACAAUCCCAACUCCAAGAUGGCGAACAGCUUGAGAGGGAACUUGAUAAUCUUAACUGCCAACAUAACAAUGCAGUUACCAUGGAUCUAUAUUUUAUAACUUCUAGGAAUCUUACAGACAAUCUUUCAUCUCCAGGUGAGAACAAAUAUUGUUGUUAUGAGCAUGGAGGUAAUAUAGAAUAUGGUAGUCUUGGAGAUAAUAAGAUCUAUGUUGAGCGACAGGAAGUUCAUUGUAAACAACAGACUCAUAGGACUUCAACCACCCUUACAGCCUACUACAAACACUCAAUUGAGGCUGGAUCAACACUUGCAAAGAUUAAAUACAAAGACAGUAAAGGUGAUAGAAAGAGAAUAAAACUAAGUGACCAUCCGUUUCCCAUUAAAGGACCAGCUAGCGUCUCUGCUUUUUAUUGUACAGGGAAUGAGCCUGUGCUAAUCUACGUUGAAGGUGGAGACGUUCCAAUUAAUAAGUGGUAUAAAAGGAAUGGUAACUAUGGAGAAUGGGUAGAAGUCUCCAGUCACCUCAAAAAGAAUAUAACACCAAAGGAUUUAAGUGAGAGUACAGAAUGUGCGAACUGGAAUGUACUUGUAGAUGCACUAAGAGAAGCAAGCUGUAGAAACUAUUCAAAAUGUACUGAUAUUAAAUCCUUAGGUAGUUUUCAGGGUACAACUGAUAUACCUGAAAGACUUAGUGGAGAAGCUGGUCUACCUGGAGCUGCUACCGGCAGAAAUAUCAGAGUUGGUAUUACCCCUAUACCUACUGAAGCAGGGGAAUAUACAGCCAUAACUACUUCUGGUCUUUCUAUAGUUACUGUUCACGAGAGUGGUCAUGUUUCUGGUAUUCUUGGUUCUUCUGUGUCUGAUACCGUUGUUAAUGAGAAUGAAGUUAAAGCCUCUGAAAGAAGUGUUAAAGCUCAUACAGAACAUCCAAAAGCUGAAACUAAAACUCCUGACUUUAAAUCCGAUCCGCUUGAAGUUCAAGAAGAUAAUAAACAGGAUGUUGCUCCUAAAGGUCCUCAUGCUCCUGCUGGUGGUACAGGUGUUCAAAAAGGUACUGAUUCUUAUAAAAAGGAUAUUCAUAGUGAUAAAGAUGGAGUUGUAGAAGUCCUUCUCAAAACAUUGGUAAACCUUGGAAUAACUGGACCAGCUCUGACUGGACUAUAUACUAUUGAUACAGCUCUUGAACUAGCCGGAAAGGUUGUUGAUCCAAAACUUUUUGCUGUUCUAUCUCUUGGUGAAGGUACUCCUAGAUCUAAAUCUGAUAUACCCAUAGGACCUACUGGUGAAGCUGGACCAUCUCCUCCCGGAGCCGAUAAUACUGCCACCGAUAGAGGUGAUGGAAUACAACCUCCUGACAAAGUAGCCGAAGGACCUCAAAAACAAGUUCAAGAACCUCCUAAAUCUGUUGCUGAAGAUAAACCUACUUUUCAAAAAAUUAUUGAUCCUGCUACUCCUAUUGGUCUAGGAGUAAUCGUCUCUUCUGUUUUUGGAGGAUCCGGCGCAGCUGGCUUUUUGGGAUAUAAGGGUUAUAAGUUCUACCAACGCUUUAAAGGAGACCCAUGGGUUAGACAGAUUUGA